CCAGUCAUCAUCCUUCUUCUUUCUUUCUUUCUUCUUCCAUCUUCCCAAUGACCAAAAGGAAAAGCCAAAGAGAAAGAGUUAUAAUUGAUUGAUUGCCUCUCCCCCUCCUUCUUUUUCUCCCUUUGUUAUGUGCUCUAAUUAUGAUCCAAUCUGCUCUUCCUCUUCUGGGUUUCUGUCCCCAACCUCUCCUCCUUCCUUCCACCACCGCCAUCAUUAUUUGCGUCGCAACCACCGUCUCCACCUUCACCGCCGGCAGCUCUCCCUCUUAGAUCGGAUCCCUUCACAUUAGCCCAUGAGAAAUUGAAAACCCCAAAUUCACAAAUCUCUCUCUUUCCCUCCCUCUCUCAAAUGCAUUAAAUUAACCAGGAGUGGAAAAGAUCUCCCCGCCAUUAAUUAAACAUUUCAUUGUCAUCUCCGCCAUAAAUCCCCAACUGGGUUCCUUGAAGAAGGUGAAAAGCUUUCAGCUUUGAGCUGAAUUUCGGAAUUUGUUUCUGGGUUUUUCCUUUUUUUGGGAAGGAAGGGAAGAACAAUGGGGAAUGUGACGUCGAACGUGGCGGCGAAAUUCGCCUUCUUCCCGCCGGACCCGCCGACGUACGACGUGUUGGAGGAGGAAGAAGGGAGGCUGGUGGUGCCAGGUGUCACGGCGGACAAGAACAUGGAUGUUCAUACGCUGGAUACCAAAGCUGGGAACAAAGUUGUGGCCAUGUUCUGGAAGCACCCUUUUGCCAGAUUCACCAUGCUCUAUUCCCAUGGCAACGCCGCCGACCUCGGCCAAAUGCAUGAGCUCUUCAUCGAGCUCAGGGCUCAUCUCCGAGUCAACAUCAUGUGCUAUGACUAUUCAGGGUAUGGAGCAUCCUCUGGGAAGCCCUCCGAGUUGAACACGUACUAUGACAUAGAAGCAGUGUACAACUGCUUGAAGGAUGAAUAUGGGGUGAAGCAGGAGGAAUUGAUACUCUACGGACAGUCUGUUGGCAGUGGCCCGACGCUUCAUUUGGGUUCUCGAUUGCGUGACUUGAGAGGCAUCGUGCUUCACAGCGCGAUCCUUUCGGGUAUACGGGUGUUGUACCCUGUCAAGGUGACACUUCCCUUCGACAUCUUCAAGAACAUUGACAAGAUUCGACAUGUCAGCUGUCCUGUUCUUGUCAUUCAUGGCACGAGUGAUGAGAUUGUCGAUUGGUCUCACGGGAAGCGCCUGUGGGAACUCGCGAAGGACAAAUACGACCCUUUGUGGGUCAAGGGUGGCGGCCACUGCAACCUUGAGACGUACCCUGAGUACAUCAAGCACUUGAAGAAGUUCAUCAACGCGAUGGAGAAGAUCGCCAUAACGAAACCAAUGAAGCAAGCCAGUUGCGAAUCUGCUAUGGAGUCCAAGCAGAGCAAGUGCUUAAGAUUCGGGUUGAAAAGCCGUGUGGAGCAACAAUCUUAGUACUGUAAGGUGGAAGGAGGAGGAGGAGGAGGAGAAGGUUAGUUUGCAUUGCUAGAGUAAACACCAGCCAAAGUCAAGUUUUGAUGUGAUUUUCUGAAGUCUCAGCAAUCCCAGACCCAUGAUCAUAUAUUGAGAGAAAUUUUCAUGUGUAUAAGUCCAUUUUUGUUGUGGGAGUGGAGACCCAAUACAGGGUUGGUGUCUGGUGUUUGAGAAGUGAAUGUGGGUUGCUUGUUCUGUGAGGGAAAAGGAAUCCAAUAUAGGUGUGUUGAUUGAUCAUUUAGAUUUGUUUGUGUAAUGUUAUGAAAGUUAGUCCCCCUUUUUUGUUUGUUUGUAAAGAAAAGAAAGAUACAAAAUCAAAAGUGUCAUUUUGGUAUCCUCAAUUUUCCUUGCAUUAAGUCCUUAUAAUAUAAUGUUGAAUUUU
This is a messenger RNA of Linum tenue, 1847 nucleotides long. The record is from the annotation of a GenBank genome assembly. Lineage: Eukaryota; Viridiplantae; Streptophyta; Magnoliopsida; Malpighiales; Linaceae.